AUGGGUCGUAAAUUAGAAGUUAGAGCAUAAGAAAACAUAUAUAUUGUGAGGUAAUGUAUUGAAGAAGACCUUCAUUUAUUUCUGAAAGCCUUAAUCAAAAUCACAGAAAUAUAACAAUCAAGGAUAUAAACGAUGUUAAAUGAGGAUUUAGAUAAAAAGAGCAUUAUGACUAAAUGGGUGACUUAUCACUUUAAUGAGAAUAAUAUCUAAAAUAAGAUAUAAUAAACUCAAAUAAUUCUGAAUACAAUAUAAGAAAAUAUCUUUGCAAUAGACGGAAAAUGGAUUUAUAUGGAUCCAUUAUCACCAAAAUAAAAUUAACAACAAUCGGUUGAUAAAAAUAAUAAGAAUUUUGUCUAAUAAACAAUUUUUAAAAGAAUUAUUACAGCAAAAAAACACCUAUUAAUUUUGGCUAUGACUUACUAUGGAGAAUAUUUCUAUUUUAUUCUCGAUUAGUAUUUGACUAUUGACUCAGAAAGAAUUUAAUAUAUUCCUUAACAUCCUUAUUCUCCUGAUAUAGAUAGGUUCAUCUUCAGGAAUCUAGAAUUUGAAAGGAGAAAUAUUACCUUUAUUGAUAAAGCUCAUAUUUUUUAAUAUGUAUCUGAGGUUUUAGAAGAACAUAAUAAUGACAAAUUAUAAAAGGAAUUGAAAUUUUUUUUGGGCCGCCCUGUAUAAACUAAAAUGAUUAAAAAUCUUUGA
Tetrahymena thermophila SB210 is the source of this 696-nucleotide messenger RNA. RefSeq lists its product as hypothetical. NCBI's taxonomy places the organism in Eukaryota, Ciliophora, Oligohymenophorea, Hymenostomatida, Tetrahymenidae. The record is from RefSeq and is a predicted model, not a curated record. Gene Ontology annotation, molecular function: nucleic acid binding. The transcript is spliced from 2 exons.